UCUCCUCACUCUCUUCUUGCUUCAGAUUUCAAUUAUUAAAGUUUUCACAUUUGUAAUCCUCCCCCAUCAUCGCAGUUCCCACCCACCUCCUCCUCCUAUCAUAGCAGUUUGAAAAUCUCCCCCCUCUUCCUCAUCUCUCUCUAGAAAGAAGGAAAAGGAAGAAGAGGGUAGGGAAAAAGGAGGACCCUUUUCCAAGACUCUACAGUGGGAGGGGCCAGGGGCUUUUCUCGGAUAAGAGACACCCCUUGACGUUUUCGAGCAAGAAACGCAGAUGGGGUUUCUCAUUUGGCUCUUCUCCGCGACGUUAGCGGCUGCUCUCGUCGGCGACGGCUCUCUUGCUUUGACUCUGGAUGGUAUUACGUUGUUGGAAUUUAAAGCCGCUCUGAAUGACACCAAGAACUCACUCAGCAACUGGCAAGCUACCGACCAGUCUCCCUGUAAAUGGACCGGCAUAUCUUGUCAUCCCGAUGAGAGAGUCCGCACCAUAAAUCUUCCUUACAAGCAAUUAGGAGGGAUUAUAUCUCCCAGCAUUGGCAAGCUCAACAGAUUGCAAAGACUAGCACUUCACUCGAAUAGCCUGCGUGGUACCAUUCCAAGUGAGAUUGCCAACUGUGCAGAACUUAAAGCAUUGUACUUGCGGGCUAAUUAUCUUCAAGGGGGCAUUCCGUCUGCCAUUGGGAACCUCUCAUCUCUCAGCAUCCUGGAUUUAUCAAGCAAUUCUCUUAAGGGAGCCAUACCUUCAUCUCUCGGACGUCUCACACGACUUCAUAACUUGAACUUGUCAACCAACUUCUUCUCAGGUGAAAUCCCUGAUGUUGGAGUUCUCAGCACUUUUGGACGCAGUUCAUUUACUGGAAAUUUAGAUCUUUGUGGCCAACAAGUGCAGAAGCCAUGUCGAACCUCAAUGGGAUUUCCCGCAGUGCUGCCACAUGCUGAGAGUGAUGAAGCAUCCGUCCCUGCUAAGCGAUCUUCACAUUACAUCAAAGGAGUUUUGAUUGGUGCCAUGUCCAUGAUGGGUCUUGCACUUGUCAUGCUCUUGGCUUUCCUAUGGGUUUGUUUGCUAACAAAGAAGGAAAGGGCAGCGAAGAGAUAUAAAGAAGUCAAAAAACAAGUCGAACCAGAAGCAAGCAUGAAGCUUAUUACUUUCCAUGGAGAUCUUCCAUAUCCCUCGUGCGAAAUAAUAGAGAAGCUCGAGUCUCUUGAUGAAGAGGAUGUGGUGGGAUCUGGAGGAUUUGGCACUGUGUACAGAAUGGUAAUGAAUGAUUGUGGGACAUUUGCUGUUAAAAGGAUUGACAGAAGUCGUGAAGGAUCUGAUCAAGGAUUUGAAAGGGAGUUAGAGAUACUGGGCAGCAUCAAGCACAUAAAUCUAGUGAACCUGCGUGGAUACUGCAGGCUCCCUGCAACAAAGCUUCUUAUCUACGAUUACUUAGCCAUGGGAAGCUUAGAUGAUCUCUUGCAUGUACAUGGGGAAGCACGACCCUUGAACUGGAGUUCUCGACUGAAAAUUGCUUUAGGUUCAGCUCGAGGGCUUGCAUAUCUGCACCACGACUGCUGUCCUAAGAUCGUGCAUCGUGAUAUAAAGUCCAGCAACAUUCUUUUAGAUGAAAACUUGGAGCCCCAUGUCUCUGAUUUUGGACUUGCCAAGCUUCUGGUAGAUGAAGAAGCACAUGUUACAACUGUAGUUGCUGGCACUUUUGGUUAUCUUGCACCUGAGUAUCUUCAAAGUGGAAUAGCUACUGAGAAGUCGGAUGUGUAUAGCUUUGGAGUUCUGUUGUUGGAGAUUGUAACUGGAAAGAGACCAACUGAUCCAUGUUUUGUGAAGAAAGGCUUGAAUGUUGUUGGAUGGAUGAACACCCUAUUGAGAGAGAACAGGCUGGAAGAUGUCUUGGAUAAGAGAUGCCCCGGUGCCGAUGCUGAAACUGUAGAAGCAAUUCUUGAUAUAGCUGUGAGGUGUACCGAUGCAAUCCCAGAUGAACGGCCAUCAAUGAACCAGGUGUUGCAGUUGCUCGAGCAAGAGGUUAUGUCACCUUGCCCCAGCGACUUCUACGAGUCACAUUCUGACUACUGCUGAAUGAGGAGUUAGAUGAUUGUUGCUUCUUGCCAUCAUCAUCAUGCUAGAAUGUAUCAACUUGCUUGGAAUGCUUUAUUGUUGUCAAUUUUCCCCUCUCUCUGGGGCCUGUAAAUUAUGUUCUUGUAUGCAGUCUAAUGCAUGAUUCCUUGCAACGGUUGGCUUGGAUGUUCAAUUUCUCUGUUUCCUCAAGGAUAUGGAAACAAUAUGGAAAGUAUGUCUAGCAGAAGGAUUGCUGCCUUUCUGAAGGUAGCAUGAUUUCCUUCAUCAAUUUUUGAAGGUUGACUUGCCACA
Molecule: messenger RNA, 2362 nt
Organism: Syzygium oleosum
Lineage: Eukaryota; Viridiplantae; Streptophyta; Magnoliopsida; Myrtales; Myrtaceae
Product: LRR receptor-like serine/threonine-protein kinase FEI 2
Exons: 13
Coding region: 272-2071 (599 amino acids)
Biological process (GO): protein phosphorylation
Molecular function (GO): protein binding; protein kinase activity; ATP binding
Source: RefSeq, a predicted model, not a curated record